Molecule: messenger RNA, 423 nt
Organism: Bipolaris zeicola 26-R-13
Lineage: Eukaryota; Fungi; Ascomycota; Dothideomycetes; Pleosporales; Pleosporaceae
Exons: 2
Coding region: 1-423 (140 amino acids)
Biological process (GO): mitochondrial respiratory chain complex III assembly
Cellular component (GO): Cbp3p-Cbp6 complex; mitochondrion
Molecular function (GO): ribosome binding
Source: RefSeq, a predicted model, not a curated record
AUGACAACAACAAUAGCAAAGCAAUACACGCGCCUCCUCACUCUCUGGCCAAAGGAUGCCCUGCGCCCAAACCUGCCCUUCACCCGCGCAAUCGAGCACCACGGCCAGCCUUUUGGUGUGCAGCCCAUCACUCCUCCCUCCGAUGACGCCCCCAAGCCACAGUCGCCAGCAGCCUCAGCCACAGCUCCAGCCACUUCUUCACCCCCACCAAAUCCCAAACUCGAGCAGGCCCAAGUAAACGCCCUCUACUCGUUGCUCGAGAACAGAUAUACCAUAAAAUAUGCCCUGUCACCGGCCAUGUUCAAGCCGACGUCCGCUCCCGAGCACUACACAAAGUUGAUGGAAGAAAUCGACCGCGCCCCCAACAAGACAUGGUGGCAGUCCAAGGUCGACCAGUGGAAGAACAAGAUUCGAUGGUCAUGA